This is a messenger RNA of Pyricularia oryzae 70-15, 2822 nucleotides long. RefSeq lists its product as uncharacterized. The transcript has 5 exons. Gene Ontology annotation, cellular component: nucleus. NCBI's taxonomy places the organism in Eukaryota, Fungi, Ascomycota, Sordariomycetes, Magnaporthales, Pyriculariaceae. Gene Ontology annotation, molecular function: DNA-binding transcription activator activity, RNA polymerase II-specific; RNA polymerase II cis-regulatory region sequence-specific DNA binding; zinc ion binding. The coding region runs from base 469 to 2499 and encodes 676 amino acids. Gene Ontology annotation, biological process: DNA-templated transcription; regulation of transcription by RNA polymerase II. The record is from RefSeq and is a predicted model, not a curated record.
CGCCUGCAAAGGAAGCGAAGAAGACCGGCGUUGGCAUGCGACGAGUGUAGGAGAAGAAAGGUUAAAUGCGACAGGGCGGUGCCCUGUACCAACUGUGUUCGUCACCAGUGUGCGGAUGUUUGCAGCUACCAUGCUUCGCAUGUACCUAGACGUCGGGUUCCGGACUUGACGCCUCCGGCUGAUCCGGAAUCGGUCUGGCCUCCCCGGGCUGUUGAAGACCUCCAGACCCCUGCCGCAACUUCGGGCUCGUCCAAUCCCGGGGUUGACGGGAGGAGUCCAUCGUCCGCGCUGGAUGCGAACGUGACUUCUCUGAAUGAGAGGAUUCGCGAGCUCGAAGAGCGGCUUUCUCGAGGGCAGGCAAGCGCAGGCCCCGAUGGUUCCGCUCAUGAUGCUGCCCAGCGCACGAUAAAUCGGGGCGCCCCCAAGGGCAUCCUAGCGAAGACAAGAUACUUUGGCGUGAGCCACUGGAUGCACAGCGCCGUAGCCUUACCCCUAAUCAUCGAAGUUAUGCACUCGAAGGAGGAGCAAGGCGAGACACUUUACAGCAGACUUAGCGCCAACAAAAGACUAGGCCGACGUAUAAAAUCUGCUAGAAUGCCUGUGUCUGCUAAUCACAAAUUCAGUCAGAGCAGGCGUGCACCUUGCUCUCGGGAUCUGUGCGACCAACUGGUGGAUAACUACUUUCGCACUUUCGAGACAGUAUAUCGCAUCCUGCACGUGCCAAAAUUCCGCAGGGAGUACGCCAAGUAUUGGGAGGAUCCGACGGCUGUUCGAGAUGUCUUUUUGAUCCAGCUACAGCUUGUGCUCGCCAUCGGAGCCUGCCUGCACGACGAUAUGUUUUCCCUGCGGCACCAGGCUACCGAGUGGUUAUACGAUGCCCAGCAUUGGAUCACGAUGCCAACGCCCACGUUCAAGGCGCGUCUGUCUCUCGAUGCGAUGCAAAGCAUGUGCUUACUGCACAUUGCUCGUGAGACGACUGGCGUUGGCGCAGACUUGACAUGGAUAUCUGCCGGAGAAUUGUUGCGCAACGCCAUAUUCAUGGGCCUACAUCGUGACCCUGACAAACUUUCCAAGAUGCCCACCUAUCGUGCAGAGAUACGACGGAGGCUUUGGGGAACUAUAUUGGAGAUGGCGCUACAAGCGAGCAUAGAUUCGGGUGGACCAGCGUCAAUCUCACUCUCCGACUUCGACACCAAACUUCCGUCCAACUUUGAUGAUGUUCAACUGGACGAUACCGAAGGCGAACCCGCGCUGGAGCCACCCCAGCCUAUGCCCGCCGACCAUUUCACUCAAACAUCUGUCCAAAUCGCGCUCCACAAAUCCUUCCCAACCCGUCUCGCCAUCGCUCAAUAUCUGAAUGACUUCCGCAGCAAUGGGAACUACAGCACGACUCUCCGGCUCAACACGGAAAUGACUGCUGCAUGCCGAACUUUGUCCAUGAUUCUCCGGGCCUUCAGAUCCCGAGACAGCCGUGACUCCCCCGGCAGUGCAACAAACCAGCAUCCUUCAGAGUUCCAGAUUCUCAUGACAGAAUUGAUCACGCAUCGUUACUUCUUGGCCCUCCACAUGCCUUGGCAAACUGCGCUUCAGCGAGAUCCAUCACACUACUUCUCACGAAAGGUAUCGGUUGAGACUGCAAUGAUGCUCCAUCGGUCCUGCUGCAGUGAUGGCGUCUCCGAGGAUGGCCGAGCAGCCGAGUCUGCAGCAAGGGCCGACUUUGUGCGCCUGUCAAUCUGUGGCUCCGGGAUAUACCGAAAUAACAAUUUGCAGAGCACCGUAACUUUGGCUACGGAGCUCAUCUGGCAACUGCGAGAGGAGAAAGCCACGCGAACAGAGGCCGGCUUUGCCGGUGACUUUGUGGGCUCUGGGCUGGAUGCACACUUGCAACCCGGCGGGAUACCACCCAAGACAACUUUUGGCCUCGGUGUAAUGCCCUUUGCCGAUCUCUUGUGUGCCUUGCGCGGGUUUGCUGCCUGGACAGAGCGGCGUAUUCUAGCGGGCGACACCAACACUAAAGGCUUGAUAUUUGUCAACUGUGUUCUGUCACAGGCAGGGUCCAUCCAUAGGGGCGAAUCGGACGAUGAAAUGCGCGCCAGGAGCAUUGCUUCCAUCAAGGAGUCCAUAUCCAAAUGUCACGGCUUGCUCAAGGAAUUGGCUGCCCGGGUAGGUGUCUCAUCCGUGCAAGCCAACGUAACGUCCACACUGAAUGUAAGUGACGCUGGAAAACAAGCCAGUGCAGGCACAAUAGAGGGAAUCACAGCUUCGGCAAGGAACCUUUCAACAUCAGGAGACACAGGCAAUGUCGCCGAUAGUGGCUUCGGCCCUUCGGACAUGGAGAUGACAACGGCGGAAAGCACCCCCCAGGAGAAAUUCGUCGCAUUCGGCGGGAUCGCUGACCUGUCAUUUGACAUGGACGGCAUUUGGGACCUGGGGACUAUGAUGAACGGCCAAGGAUCCGGCCUCAACUUCGACUGGCCUGGCCCGGGAAUGUACAACUAGUAAAUAUUCGGCCUAGUCCGGGUAACAAUGGCUUUUAUCCCUGGUUAAUCACUUAGCGUUCGGUUAUAUAUACUGGAGCGACCUAUUCUCGGAAUACCUGGCUGCUCUUUAUCGAAAUUCUUGCUUCAUGAAAUCGAUCGAGCUAGUUGUAGUCAUUGAGCCUCUCGGCACUUUCCGGGAGCUCCGUGACUCUACGUUUAGGUGGUCUUCGCCUUAUUGGUCUUACUCUGUGUUUUCUUCCCACGUACAGAAUCUCUUGGCAGCCAAUGUUCUGGGGAAUCCGAAAUCAGCCUCUGUUGAUAUAAUCCUGAUUUAGCCGUCAC